Messenger RNA from Eurytemora carolleeae, 1466 nucleotides. It is a transcript of the gene rept, whose product is annotated as ruvB-like 2. Gene Ontology annotation, molecular function: DNA helicase activity; ATP binding; ATP hydrolysis activity. Bases 17 to 1411 code for a protein of 464 amino acids. Gene Ontology annotation, cellular component: NuA4 histone acetyltransferase complex; Ino80 complex; Swr1 complex. Lineage: Eukaryota; Metazoa; Arthropoda; Copepoda; Calanoida; Temoridae. The record is from RefSeq and is a predicted model, not a curated record. The transcript has 8 exons. Gene Ontology annotation, biological process: chromatin remodeling; regulation of transcription by RNA polymerase II; box C/D snoRNP assembly.
AAUUUCCAGAAAUAAAAUGGCGGCCAAUGCGGUAGCUAAGGUUGCGGAAAUCCGCGAAAUAACCCGGAUAGAGAGGAUAGGAGCACACAGUCAUAUUCGUGGGUUAGGGUUAGAUGAUUCUUUAGAUCCUCGUCCUGUCUCCCAGGGAAUGGUUGGACAGGCGGCAGCUCGACGGGCAGCAGGAGUUGUUGUUGAGAUGGUCAAGGAAGGAAAAAUCGCCGGUCGAGCAAUCCUAAUCGCUGGAACACCCGGCACCGGUAAAACCGCCAUCGCUAUGGGAAUGGCGCAAGCUCUAGGAACAGAUACACCAUUUACAGCGAUGGCGGGCAGUGAAAUAUAUUCACUAGAGAUGGGGAAAACAGAAGCAUUGACACAAGCAUUUAGAAAAAGUAUCGGAGUUCGGAUCAGAGAAGAAACAGAAAUUAUCGAGGGUGAGGUUGUAGAGGUUCAGAUUGACCGUCCAGCUGCAGGUUCCGGAGCCAAGGUUGGAAAACUGACCCUGAAAACAACAGAGAUGGAGACGAUUUACGACCUCGGGACAAAGAUGAUUGAGUGUGUGAUCAAGGAGAAGGUUCAGGCCGGAGACGUCGUGACAAUUGAUAAAGCAACCGGGAAGAUAACAAAACUGGGGAGAAGUUUCACAAGAGCAAGAGAUUAUGACGCAACAGGUGCCAGUACAAGGUUUGUACAGUGUCCUGAAGGUGAACUACAGAAGAGGAAGGAGGUGGUACAUACAGUUACUCUUCAUGAGAUAGAUGUUAUCAACUCAAGAACUCAAGGUUUCCUGGCCCUGUUCUCCGGAGAUACCGGAGAAAUCAAACCAGAGGUUCGAGACCAGAUCAACGCUAAAGUAUCUGAGUGGAGAGAGGAAGGGAAGGCUGAGAUAGCUCCUGGAGUUCUAUUUAUUGACGAGGUUCACAUGUUGGAUAUCGAAUGUUUCUCCUUCCUAAACCGAGCUCUCGAGGAUGAUAUGGCUCCUAUUGUAGUUAUGGCUACUAACAGGGGUAUUACAAAAAUCCGCGGAACCUCAUACACCUCCCCCCAUGGUAUCCCCCUGGACCUGUUGGACAGAACCAUCAUUAUCCCCACAUCAUCAUACGACGACAAAGAGCUCAAGCAGAUACUCAAGAUUAGAUGUGAGGAGGAGGAUUGUGAGAUCAGUGAGGAUGCUUUGACAGUACUAACCAAGGUUGCCGGAGAAACCAGUCUCAGGUAUGCAAUCCAGUUGAUAGCAGUAUCUAGCCUAGUGAGUAAACGACGGAAAGGGACUGAGAUCUCUAUCGAGGACGUGAAACGGGUGUACAGCCUGUUCCUGGACGAGCAGAGGAGCUGUGAGUUCCUAAAGGAGUACCAGGAUGAGUUUAUGUUUAACGAGGAGAUCUCAACGCCAGCUCUCAUGGAAACCGCCUGAACUGUAUUAUUCUUUAUCAAGUACAAAAUAUAUAUGUGUCGAUCUUGUUGUCAAA